This is a messenger RNA of Ziziphus jujuba (common jujube), 3553 nucleotides long. Its product is annotated as UPF0481 protein At3g47200. NCBI's taxonomy places the organism in Eukaryota, Viridiplantae, Streptophyta, Magnoliopsida, Rosales, Rhamnaceae. The coding region runs from base 248 to 1624 and encodes 458 amino acids. The transcript has a single exon. The record is from RefSeq and is a predicted model, not a curated record.
CAGAAAAGGAUGGUGGCCUACUUAACCAUGGUAAAUCUGUACAAGAAAAAAAAAAAAAUUGAAAAAGAUUGGGGAGGACGGCGUCUAAAUGCACUGGUGACUUUUAUAUAUAUUUCUAUUUUUCCUCAGAGUGAAUUACAUUGGUUUGCCGAAACGGUGUGACAUCGCAAGAGCACUCGUUCUUUGUCCUUCGUCCAUAUCGCACAGACCUGUAAUAAGAUUUGUAGUAUCAAAAUCUUCGACUGAGAUGGGGACCAAUUCGGCACAUGGAGAAUCCAAUUCCAAUCCCCACGUCAUAAUAGCUUGGGAGGUAGACAACGAUCGAUUAUCAUCCAUGGAGCAGAGAAUAACAGAGUCUCCAAGGCUACUCGGUAAAUUCGCAGGUAAAAGCUCCUGUUGUAUUUUCAGAGUCCCACAGAGCCUAGUGGAGGUCAACGGAAAGGCUUAUGAGCCCCACAUCGUCUCCAUCGGACCUUAUAACCACGGCCAACCUCAGUUCAAAAUGAUCGAGGAGCACAAAUGGCGGUAUUUGGGUUCUUUGCUUUCCAGAACAAAACCCAAAGGUCUCGAAUUGAAGGACUACUUUAAAGCCAUAGCAGAUUUAGAAGUUGAAGCCAGAGAGUGCUACUCCCAAACAAUCCACCUCACCACCCAUGAAUUCCUCGAAAUGAUGGUUCUAGAUGGCUGUUUCAUCAUCGAGUUGUUCCGUAAAGCUGCGAAAAUCGUUCGGUUUGAGCCCGAUGAUCCGCUCGUCACAAUGGCCUGGAUUAUACCAUUUUUUUACAGGGAUUUUCUAAGACUCGAGAAUCAGAUACCAUUUUUUAUUCUCGAACGACUGUACGAGCUCACGAAAUUGCCUGGAGAUGAAGAAUCCAAAACCUCUUUAUCCCUUCUUGCCCUGCAAUUCUUUAACAACGCGAUGCAGAGGCCGGAAAAAGUCAUCGAGAAGCAUCGAAAUAUUAAAGGCAAGCAUUUGCUGGAUUUGGUCCGUACGAGUUUCAUUCCUCCGGAUCCGGAAUAUCAAGAGCGAAAGAUCCGAAACCCCCAAACCCAUUUAAUCCCCUGCGUGUCGAAGCUCCGUCGAGCUGGAAUCGAGCUGAGGCCACCAGCCGACGCAGAGAGUUUCUUGGCGGUGAAAUUCAAGCGCGGAGUGAUCGAAAUGCCCACCGUUUGCAUCGACGAUUUCAUGAGCUCAUUCCUGUUGAACUGCGUGGCAUUCGAGCAGUGCUACGGACUGUUCUGCUCAAAGCAUUUUACCACAUAUGCCACGCUCAUUGACUGCAUUGUCAACACCUCUAGGGACGUGGAGUACCUCUGCGACCAAAACAUCUUCGAGAAUUCAUUUGGAAACGAUGCUGAACUUGCCAGGUUCAGCAAUAACUUAGGCAAAGAUGUGGCUUUUGAUAUCGAACUGUGCUACUUGUCGAAUUUGUUCAAUGAUGUUCAUGAAUAUUAUCGCAACAGUUGGCAUGUUACUUGGGCGGGAUUCAAGUACACAUACUUUGAUACGCCUUGGUCUUUCAUCUCCGCAUUGGCUGCUCUUGUUCUACUGCUCUUCACCUUGGCUCAGACUAUAUACACCGUUCUUGGUUAUUAUUAUGAUCGUAAUCCAAGGCAAAAUUAAUCAUCUUUUUGUGCUAAUUCCAUCUAUGUUUUUCUUUGUUUAUAUGGCGUCCUUAGAGCACUGUUAUUGAUUCUUAGAACAAGUAAGAGAUUUCAAAGGGAAAAUGUCCCCUUUUUUUUUCUUUGAUAAUAAUGGAAAAUAUUUCAUCCGCGUUUUGUUUAACAGGUCAUGGAUUCAAAUCCAGCAACUAAGAAAAGUUAUUGUAAAAGAUCCCAGUAAUUAUGAUUAAACCUUGUUUAGCAUAAAAUGUUUAAUAUUGUUUGUCAAAAUGUAAUUAUAUGUAUGAAUGAUAUUGCUGCCAUGUCAUUUGUGAGAACCACCACGACGGAUAUCAAACAUUCAAAAAAUCAGAGGUGUUGACCAAGGUCCGCGUUUUGUGUUUUUCUUUCUCAGCAGAUUAGGCCAUCUAACUAACAGUCCUACUUUUUCUCAACUAUAAGUGCACGAUCGUGUUCGAAAUAGAUUUGACCAAUUUUAUUUUCUUUAAUUUGUCAUUUGGUAAGUUUUUAAACUAACAUCGGACAUUUGUGUUCCCCACCUUCAUAUUUUAACUUUGAUAUUCCAAUAAUUGGCUCAACAAGUUACAUACAAGAAAGGUGGACAGUGUCAAAUAGUUUGAGUGCAUCAAAUCUGCGAAAAUUCAUCGUUUUAUUUUCUUGCAGGAAACGUAAGUAAAUGUGCAUAGAUCCUAGAAUUAAAUUAAAUAUUCAUCUUUAAAAAACAAAAUCAAUGCUACACUGAUUGGAAAUUUUUUAUAUAAACAUACUGAAACGUGAUCAGCUAGAGAUUUAAUAUUAAACACUUGAAAAGGUUAUAAGUAAUUUAUAAAACUCGCUCGCAGGAGCUACUUCUUCAAGAUUUAACUAGUCAGUCUGUUGAAAAUUUGACUGUUGAAAAUUUGACCAGUUCGUACGUUAUUUUCAAAAUACGAUGUUUGAAUUUUUGAUUCUUUCAAAGCAUAAAGGUUGCCUUGCCAAGUGCCUUCCGAGUAUAUAUGCUCAAAGCCCUAGAGUUUUAGAGACCAAGAGACAUUUUGCUUGCCUAAUUGCCUUGCAACAUCGCAAAAAAAAUCUUAUUUUCAGCUUCAUCAACACUCGGCGAACAAUUAAUUCAGACUACAAAAGGCACUGCUUAGACUCUUUGUGAUCCAGAACUGCUGCAAUAUAGAUAUAUAUAUAUAUAUAUAUAUAUGAAACUUGAGCAUCCUCACGAAGCAUCAAAAUGAAUUCUGAGAAAAGAGUAGUAAUGCAACUACCCCAACCCACAAGACCAAUAAAUAGCUACGGUUUCGAAUCUACAACUACGUCGAUCAACGUCGACCCUAUGCCUUUCUCUCAGUCCACAAGUGAUCCUCCUGCUACGAUGAUGCCCCAGACACAAUAUCAAGACACUAUUCCAUCACAAUAUAAUCUGAAUAAUUAUAUGCCACCAGCAACAGCAGUGGAAGAACCAGAAGAAGAAGAUGAAGAUGGGAAGGGCAUUGUCAAGCUGCUUCGAUCCGUCAAAGAUGUAGUUUAUGAAAAGCUUCCAGCGAAAAUACAAGACCAAUUGAAUUUCGAGACGAUAAAGGACCCAACUACUAAUCAAAAAGGUGCUUCUACCAGCGAAUUCCGUGGAUCUUUGGAAGACUUGUCGAAGAAGCUUGAACGCUUUAAGAUACGGAUUUUAGAUCCCGGAGUCGUGGUUGUGAAAGAUGAUGAUCAAACUAAUCGAUAAUGUAAAACAAAUUUACUACUUGGUCCAGACAAACAUGUUUUAUACUGCAAGAUAUCACUGAAGUUAAUGUAAUUCUAUUAUCAAGUUGUUUUAUCUUUUGAAAUUAAUGUAUGAGAGCUAAUUCAUACCCCGUUAAUGUAAGUGAGUACAGGGGUUGUUUGAUAUUAAUUGUUAAUCAUGUUUCUAUAAAGUCUUAAACAAAUUAUUUUUGCU